Messenger RNA from Cuscuta campestris, 815 nucleotides. NCBI's taxonomy places the organism in Eukaryota, Viridiplantae, Streptophyta, Magnoliopsida, Solanales, Convolvulaceae. The record is from the annotation of a GenBank genome assembly.
CCUUAACAAACGAGGAAUGGGAAGAUUUUAAAAAGACAUGAGGGCGGCAUGGAUGGCAUUGCCAGAAAUUCCAGAAACAUUGUUUGCUUUUGUUAUGUUGGAAACAUUGUUUACUUUUGUUAUGUUGGAAACAUUGUUUGCUUUUGUUAUGUUGGAAACAUUGUUUGCUUUUGUUAUGUUGGAAACAUUGUUUGCUUUUGUUAUGUUGGAAACAUUGUAUGCUUUUGUUAUGUUGGAAACAUUGUUUGCUUUUGUUAUGUUGGAAACAUUGUUUGCUUUUGUUAUGUUGGAAACAUUGAUCAUUAUGGAUUACGAUAAGAAAUUAUUUAUCGUUAUUCUUAUGUACUUGUAUGUCCGUUUUUUUUGGAAGAGAGGUUUGAAACGAUUGCGGGACAACGAUUCAGAAAUGACGGGACAUAAAUACACGUUAGAGUUAUUGCAAGGAAAUCCCAAACAAUGCACUGAACUGCUACGACAAAACAAGAGGCUACGGCGGGUUUUAAAGGUGCGGUUGGUGCACUAGAUGGAACUUUGAUACACGCAGUUGUCCCUAGUAGUAAACAAGAUUUAUAUAGAGGAAGAGGGAAAGGGGAUUGUUAUCAAAAUGUAUUAGCAAUUUGUGAUUUCAACAUGAUUUUUACGUUCAUUGUGGCUGGUUGGGAAGGGGUAGCACAUGAUGCUAGAAUAUUGUCAGAGGCAUUAUCAGAUCCACAUGCACCAUUCCCGAUUCCACCACCAGAUAAGUAUUAUCUUUGUGAUGCCGCGUAUGGACAUACACGAGGAUUUAUGGCUCCAUAUCGUAAUGUGAGGUAUUG